UACAGCUUUGCCGUGCCCACUCUUUGCACCAGGAAUACGACCCCCCAAAGAAGAAUCCAUUUCCGCUGCAAUUCUCCAUCGUCCAAUCUUCCCACCUCAAGGCGGAGGGAGAAUUGGGGGAGAAAAUCAUGGCGGCGCCUUCAUUGUCUUCCAUGGUUUUCCGAGUCUCAGAUUAUUCACAUCCGUCUUUGACAGCGAAGGGCAAUUGGAAUUCAUCACAAGCUUUUUGCGGCUCUCAGAUCCCACCCCGGUUUACCUCCAUCUGCUCCUUUCACACUUCGUUUUGUCCUUCUCGACCACUCAUCCGUUCAAGACAGAGUGGAACAUUUAGAGUUAGAGCAACUGUAAUACAAGAAACUGAAGAGAAAGUGGUUAUAGAAGAAUCACCCCCACCCAAGAGCCUGUCUGGAAGUGAAGGAGGAAGCAAUGAGGAGCCUGCAUAUGAUACUUCCACUGAUCCAAAUAAAUGGGUCGUAAAGUUGGAGCAGUCUGUUAAUAUAUUCCUCACGGAUACAGUGAUAAAAAUGCUUGACAGCUUGUACAGUGACAGACAUUACGCAAGGUUUUUCGUUCUUGAAACUAUCGCAAGAGUUCCUUAUUUUGCAUUCAUGUCUGUUCUGCAUAUGUAUGAAAGCUUUGGUUGGUGGAGAAGAGCCGACUAUUUGAAAGUUCACUUUGCUGAAAGCUGGAAUGAGAUGCACCAUCUCCUCAUAAUGGAAGAAUUGGGUGGAAAUGCUUGGUGGUUCGACCGGUUUCUUGCUCAACACAUUGCAAUUUUCUACUAUCUCAUGACAGUUUUCAUGUAUGCCCUGAGCCCAAGAAUGGCAUAUCAUUUCUCGGAAUGCGUGGAGAGCCAUGCAUUUGAAACUUAUGAUAAAUUUGUCAAAUCUCAUGGAGAUGAGUUGAGGAAACUUCCUGCACCAGAAGUUGCUGUGAGAUACUACACUGAAGGCGAUUUGUAUUUGUUUGAUGAAUUCCAAACUUCAAGGGUGCCCAAUACUCGAAGACCAAAAAUAGAGAACUUGUACGAUGUAUUUGUGAACGUGAGAGAUGACGAAGCGGAGCAUUGCAAGACUAUGAAAGGGUGUCAGAGGCACGGGAGCAUUCGGUCCCCACACUCGUAUUCAGAGGAGUGCGACGUCGUCUCCUCCCACCACUGCCGUGACUGUGAAGGCAUCCUCGACUGCAUCCAGAAAUCCGUUGCUGAUUGAUUCCCUCCACAAGUUCGUCGGGAGUCGAAUCGAAUGUUACGUGUCAACACGAGAUUAGU
Messenger RNA from Cuscuta campestris, 1270 nucleotides. Lineage: Eukaryota; Viridiplantae; Streptophyta; Magnoliopsida; Solanales; Convolvulaceae. The record is from the annotation of a GenBank genome assembly.